Messenger RNA from Colletotrichum orchidophilum, 450 nucleotides. RefSeq lists its product as uncharacterized. Lineage: Eukaryota; Fungi; Ascomycota; Sordariomycetes; Glomerellales; Glomerellaceae. Bases 1 to 450 code for a protein of 149 amino acids. The transcript has a single exon. The record is from RefSeq and is a predicted model, not a curated record.
AUGCGACUCUACCAAAAGCACGAGGCGGACGAUACGACAUGGAACGCACGCCAGAUGCGCAACGCCUUCCAGACGGCGAUUGCGCUCGGGCAUCACGAGCGGCUGCAGCGGAUCAUGGAUGAGGGUCUCACGCCGGAGCAAGCGAUGGCGUCUGGGGAUAUGAGGAUGACGGUGGUCCGGCUGACGAAGCGCAACUUCAACACCAUAGCCAAGGCGGCGCGGGACUUUGAGGACUACAUCAACUCUGUCCGAGGGCCGGACCGGCAAGUGGCAUUCAAAAGCCAGCAACGGUAUGACGACUUCGGCCAGGAUAUUCCCAAGGCACACAAGGACUACCCUUCACGUCACGGGGGACAAGGAAAGACUGCCGCAAGAAAGAAGCAUGGCAAUUCGCCAUCUGCGGCACGGCCUCGCAAGUUCAGAGAGACUAUCCAAAAGACUAUAUAUUAA